GCUGACCCGAUGCCCGAGGGCAGCGCGGGGGGCUUUGCGGGGAGCAGUGGUACCGCAGGCUGGAGGAGAUGGAGGGGGCGUCACACACACUUAUACUGUGGUGGCUAAAUGGCGCACAGCGUAGCUGCUGUUUGUGGGCAGGAGAGACGUCUCCCCACAGGAGCGGGAGCGGCUUUGUCGGCAGGAGAGCGCUGUUGACACUGGCACUUUUCAUCGAUAAAACUUUUGUCCUUUGGGAGUGUUCUUCUGAUCUUGCUGCCAGGGAUCCCCCUCCCGCGCUGCCCCCACUCCCCGACUCACUCUGCCCUCAUUGGCUCGGGGCUGGCAGCUGCGGGCACAGAGCUGAGCAGAGACAGACAAAGAGAGAAGUUGGCGGUCUGAGCGGCGUGUGGCCUGAAAGUGCCUGGGGAUCCUGGGCCCCUCGUCCCGCUGCCUGACGCCCACCAGAGCCCGGAUCCCCCUUCCCCUGCCGGGAUGCUGCUCCCUCUGCUGCUCCUCCCCUGGGCAUGGGGGGCCCUGGCCGCCUCCCCUCCUGUCCCCACAGCGUCUGUCACCCUCCGGGUGCUCCACAUCGAUGUCUUCCACAACGCCAGCUCCACGGACAUGCAGGGGAUGGCCCUGCUGGGCGACCUGGAGACCCACUCCAUGGACUGCAGCACCUGCGAGAUCCGCUUCCUGCAGCCCUGGGCCCAGCAGGGCCUGACCCCGAAGCAGUGGCAGGACCUGGAGCUGGUGAUCCAUCGCUCCCUGUUCAGCUUCAGCCGGACUGUGAACACAAUAGCCCAGCACCACGGAGGGGGCUGUGAGUAUGGAGCGGUCUGAGGGGAUCCCUCCCCCCACCCACCCGGGGUGCUGAGAACUGACACACUCACCACAGCCACUGAGUGUGUCAUUGGGGGCAAGACAGCCAGUCCCUGGCCCUUUGGCUGAUUGGAGCCGGCGUCCCCCAGAGGGAAACACCCGUGUCCCAUUCUCCACCCCAGAGUCAGCCAGCCAGGUUUGGGGCCAGACUGUAGCCUGAACUUCCUAGAGGGGAAAGGCCCCACGUCCCACUCCCUGAGGCGAGGGACCUGGUCUUUCCUGACACGUACCCUGAGCCUUUGAAAACAGGUCAUUUGUGGGGGGGUCUGUAUCUUGGGAACCCUGUGACCAAGUGUGACAAUGCGGUUCUGGCGGAACCCA
Molecule: messenger RNA, 1182 nt
Organism: Chrysemys picta bellii (western painted turtle)
Lineage: Eukaryota; Metazoa; Chordata; Testudines; Emydidae
Source: RefSeq, a predicted model, not a curated record